AUGUGGCAGAUUCUCGUGUUCGUUUGGUUCCUUUCCGUUCCUGUGAACGGAUUCGAUUGCAGUCAACCAAAAGACACGGGGAGUGCGUGCAGUGAUGGAACGGCCGCGAGAGCCUUCUACUUUGAUUCCAGAACAAGUUAGUUCUACGCUUUCUUUUUCUGUCCAUUCUAAUGAAAAAUUAACGUUUUCAGAAGUGUGCCAGCCAUUCCUUUAUUCUGGAUGCGGAGGAAACGAUAAUCGGUUCGCGACUUCUAAAGAGUGCCGUGAUUCGUGUCAGAACAAGAAGCCGACCACUUCGAUUCCAGCCUCUCAAUCCUCCAACAAUACCAUCUCCGACGACUCCGAUUCUUCCACAUCUCCAAACUCUCCGCCAUUUGUGCCGAAAGGAAACUCUCACGAUCAAUGGAGGAAGGCGGAAAUCUGCGGAUCCAACUACUUGAUUCCCAACGGAAAGUACAUCCUGUGCUCAGCGAACCGAUCUUGCCCCAAGUUCCAUUCGUGCGUCAACGGAGCCUGCUGCCCCUCGAAGGACUACGUCUGCUCUCUGAGAGACGACAACGGAAGCUUCACGGACGGCGUCGAGGACCGCCCGAGGUUCUCGUGGAACCACGACAUGCACAGUUGCACCCGCUGGAGUUACUACGGAGCAAACGGGAACUACAACAACUUCCCGAACUUCCAGUCGUGUAUGAAAUACUGCCAAGACUCUAGCAAAAUCGAAUUGUAG
Molecule: messenger RNA, 727 nt
Organism: Caenorhabditis sp. 36 PRJEB53466
Lineage: Eukaryota; Metazoa; Nematoda; Chromadorea; Rhabditida; Rhabditidae
Source: the annotation of a GenBank genome assembly